AGUAGGUUGUGAGCACUUCCGUGGUGCAGAAGACUUUGAGAAGAAUUUGUUUUUAUAUAAAUCUUUAUUUCCUUUAAAAAACUGCGAUGGGUGACAAUCUCUUCCUCAUAAGUCGUGCAGAUAUCUUUUCAAUCUAUCCCAAAAUAUUCAAUGAACUCCUUGCUCAGGAUGAGUGUGAGCGACAGAAGAGUGGGAGUCGUGCUGCAAAGGAAAUUAACUUACCAAGUGAUUAUGAAUUUCGUCUCAAAGUUUACCUUCGUUUGCUCGAUCAGCAAAGAAGGCUCAAUGAGGCUGAAGAGAGGGGCCAACCACCGGAAAAGUUGGAUACACUGAGGGUGAUUGAAUUGUGGGAUCCAUUGCAUGAUUUUGAAUUAAUUGCAACACCUUCGGUGAUUAUACGAAAGAAGUGCUUCUUUGAUGAUCCCAUUGAGUACUUAGAUACGGAUUUGAGUGUAUGGGCACUUGAGGAUAUUGCAAAGGCAGGAAUGCUACUCAGGAAGCCCCCAUUGCCAUGCACCUUUCACAAUGAACAUGAAAUGCGGAGGGUCUAUUCCUUAAUCUACGACGUUUUUCGCUUCAAGACCGUUCUAAAUCAAGCAAUAAUUGAUGCAAAAUUCUUCGGAAUCUACCCUCAUCUGAAACCUGAUGUAAAUCGUGUGUGGUUGAUCCUGUUUGAUCUCCACAUGAGGCACUUCCUUAUGCGCGAUCCCGAAGAGACCAAGAAAAAGAAUAUUCUUUACAAAGAGGCUGAUCUUGCGGGGAUUGACGAUCGUCUCUGGGAGCAUCGGAUUAAGCUAGCAGCAGCCCUUUCGAGGCUGAGAAUUGAAAAUGGUGCCCUUAAGUUGGCUCAUUUGCUUCCACCUCAUUUGCAGGACGAAAAAGUCGCCAUUGCUGCUGCAAAUCCAAUUGUUUCCGGAUGGAUAAAUCCCUUUAAGUUCCCCAAGAAGGACAAUGCAGUUACUUACCUGGGUGAACGGGGUUUUGGGGAGACUCCAACAACGGCUGAUGGGAAAUACGAAGCAUUGUCGUUAAAUCAAUUCAAAUGGGAUCGUGUGUGCCCCUUCUACAUGCAGUGCCUCCCGGAAAAUCGUGGUCUCCUCGCACAAACACCCCUUAUUAAGGAUUUUAUGUUCAUUCUUCAGGAUCGAGCUUUCUCCAUUGGCCCCGCGUAUUUUUCGCGUCUUCUCGACUAUUUUACAAUAAAUGGAGAUGUUGUGCAGACGCACGUGUCCUCACCACGAUCAACAGCUUACCUUGCAUCGCUCUUCCUCACAAAUGCACGUGUGAGGAAUUUCUUGGCCUUCGGUGCGGGGCCACGGGUGGAGGAGUACAGGGACUUUAUGGCAACACUCGGGGUUAAUAAUGUGAAAAUCUAUGCGGAGAAUUUCACAAAUAUGUCCCUGAAAUCGCAAAUAUUUGAACGUGCUGUGGGGAUCUUUGCAACACCCCCAAAUAGCUAUAGUGGUGUCACGGAUCCCAUUGAUCUCAUUUGCAGCCGUGGCGGGGAUCUCACCAUGCUGGAAGUUCUCACGGAGUCUGAGGUUAGUGAUAGUGGAAAGAAGCGCGUGGCGGAGGUUUUAAUGGAACAAAUGGAAACACUUCGGCUCUCCUUGUCACGCCCUCAGAUCCAAUUUGUCCUGUAUGAGACACAUUCAGUGGUGUCGUCGGAGAAUGAGGAUAUGCUCAAUCAUGCUGUGGAGAAUGUCAAUAGGGCUGCACAGCAGAAGCACUAUCAAGUUAUGCGGGAUCUUGCACGUCAGGAUGCCCUGGUGGCUGCACAAGAGGGUCUGGCCAUUUCCACAUCAACCCCAACCUCUGCUCGUCGACGCACAAGGCGCUCCUCCACAGAUGUUCCGCCGAUUAAGCUGAAAUCCUCCGACAGUGAGGGUGCAGUGACGUCGGAUUCGGAAACGGAGGAAGGCAGGGAAACAGCCAAAUCGCGCAUGUCAUCCAAGAAAUCCAUCUGUACGGCAUCUGAGGAGGAAUUCCUCAACACCUACGACAUCCCAUUGACGGAUAUCUUUGAAGUUGUUGACCUACCGGAUAUUUGUCUCAAUCGCGAUGAAUGCCUGAAUCUCGAGGAGCACGGAAGCUACUUAGCGCUGGUGAAGCGCAAAGAGAUUACACGCUUUGAUUCGAAGUAUCUGAUAAAGAUGGCCGAAACGAGGGGUCUCUUUGGUGAUACAAAACCCAAAACAGCCCGCCCCAAGGUGCAGAAGAAAGUUGAGAAGAAGGAAGUGGAGAUUCUCGAGAAACUCGCCGGGAAGAAGCUUAAACGCAAAAGGAGUGAUAUCUCUGUUCUGAUAAAUCGCCUCAGUACCCCAACGUUGUCCUUCCUCAAUCACUCCCAGCUGCAGCGAUGCUCAUCGGCUGAGAAGAAAUUCCUCCUUUACGAUCCGAUUCGUUGUCGAUGCUUGAGGCAUCUUGCGCAUCAUCCGGAGGAUUUUUCCAAGGAUGAAAUUACGCAGUUGUGCUCACAGGCACAUCAACGUGCCCAAACGUGGUGGCGGCAAUCGGCGCACUUUGUGGUACGACUGAAACGGAUUCAGCGGGAGGUGCAUGAGGUGCGCAAGAAGAAGCCUAAUCUAUUUAAGCCAGUCAAAGAGAAGAGGAUAAACCCAUUGCGACUGCCACGGGUACUAACACCCGAAGAUGUUGGGAGGACUAAGGCCAAAAGGGGCAUGACACUGCUGAGCCAUCGUGAAAUGUACCCAAUGCGUGUGAAUCAGCUGGAGAUUGAGAAUCGUCGGCGUUCUGCCCUGAGCUACAUGGAAUGCGAAAUGGGGGCGCUUCCCAUUCCCCACAUGACGCAAUACAUCAAAUACAACCCCAUCUACUACUCCCACUCAUACUGAUGAAAAAACUGUACUGGUAGACAGAGAGAGAGAGAGAGAGAGAGGGAGAGAGAAAGAUAAA
This is a messenger RNA of Lutzomyia longipalpis, 2916 nucleotides long. RefSeq lists its product as uncharacterized. The transcript has 6 exons. The coding region runs from base 87 to 2855 and encodes 922 amino acids. Lineage: Eukaryota; Metazoa; Arthropoda; Insecta; Diptera; Psychodidae. The record is from RefSeq and is a predicted model, not a curated record.